CAACUAUCACAUUAUAGCAAGCUAGCUAUGAUAACGUUACCAAAUCUGAAGUUAACGGCGUUCGAUUUAGAUAAGACGUGGAGAUAAGUGUGGAGGGUAGAAGGUCGUUUUUAAACAGUUAUGUUAUCUGUAUAGCUUGAUUGUUGUGUUGAUGUAAGAUGGCGUCUACGAUCAUUUCGGUGCAUACCACAGCCUCGCGCUUUGCUCUGCUCCAGGUCGACUCUGAUUCCGACUCCGACUCGGAAACGGGAAAGAAGGGUGGAAAGAGUGGAAAGGCAGGAACAGGGAAGUCGCUGAGUGGAAAGGCGGGUCAGAACUCUGAAAAGAAGAAGGAGAAGAAGAAGCGCAAGAAGGGCCAACAGCAGAAUGAAGCUAAUGAGCUCAGGAACCUUGCCUUUAAGAAGCUCCCGCAGAAGUCUGGCGCUGCCCCCUGUGCGCCCACACUGCAGGGGCUGGCCGGCGAGCUGCUGCAGCCCGGGGCUCUGAGCGGGAACGGGGAGCACGUCGCCCCCCCACAGGAAGGCUGGCAGCAGUGGAAGCAGAAAGAUGAGCAGCUCACCAGUGAUCUUUACGAAGCUGACCUGGAGAAGGCCCUCAUUCUCAGCAAGAUUGACUUUGACGAGCAGAAAGAUGUUGUGAGCACUGAGCAGGCGUCACCCAAGGCGAAGCCCUCAGGGGGCAAGAAGGAGAAGAAGAAGAACCAGCAAGGCAAAGACAAGCGCCCCACCGUCUCCCUCAAAGAGUUCCAGACAGACGCCAGCAUCGACCAGCUGAGCAAGCGACCAGAGAAGGAGGAGUCCAAAGCUGCAAUCCCACCUGUACGCGACGACAAGUUCUUUGACAAGUUGGAGACGGAGGUGUGCAAAAUCGUACAGAGAGACAAGAGGAGGGAGCAGUUCUCCAGCAGCGCGGGUCAGGAGGUCAACACCUCCUCAGAAUACGAGCCGGACGCGAGAACUGAACAGUUGAAGUUUGAACUGGAGAAGAAAGAUGAAGAGAUCGCCCAGCUGAAGAAGACCAUCUCUCAAUGCGAGGUGAAGUAUAAGGAAGUGAAGGCUAGAAAUUCCCAGCUUCUCAAGAUGCUACAGCAGGGCGAGAUGAAAGACAAGGCAGAAAUAUUACUGCAAGUAGAUGAAUUGCUAAACAUCAAAGAAGAACUGUCAUCACAGGUGUCGAUAUUACACGGUGCUUUGGAGCAAGAACGGUCAAAGGUCAAAGAUCUGCAGUCGGACCAACCUAAGCACCAGAUGAAGCAGGAAGACAGGGUGAAGAUCAGCAAGGGUCACCGGAAGGGGAAACGGGGAUUGGACGGCGAUUAAUGAAGACCUUCCCUGCAUUAGCACAGACACCCUCUUCCCAAAAUCUCAAAGCAUCAUCACAAGCAGACGAAACAAGUGCACAUACCUCCUCCUCUUCCUCAUCCUCCUCCUCCUCUUCAGGGUCCUCCGCCUCAUGGAUGAACUCCGUGAUCUGCCCAUCCCCUCCAUCAUCUACCCCCUCUCUGCCUCCUCCUCUGUGCUUAUUGCCCCUUAAAAUGUUGGCAUGAUUCUCAGCAUCUGUUACUGCACUGAACGGGUUUGUGGUUUUAUGUUAUGUACAAUCCCACAAUGCCUUGUAAAACUCUAAUUAAUUGUAAUGUAAAGAGAUGCUCCUUGACUUUGAAGUGAAGUGUAGUGUGAGUUCAGAAGAUGGAUUUACACUGCCCCCUGCUGGCAAAUGGAUGCCAUCACCCUCUCUGAACACAGAGGGUGCUCUUCACUGCUAUUAUGUAGAGGGGAGGGGAGGGGGUCAUUCACAGUUUUAAUAAAAGGAACUUUUUCAGUC
Molecule: messenger RNA, 1824 nt
Organism: Clupea harengus (Atlantic herring)
Lineage: Eukaryota; Metazoa; Chordata; Actinopteri; Clupeiformes; Clupeidae
Gene: gkap1
Product: G kinase anchoring protein 1
Biological process (GO): signal transduction
Cellular component (GO): Golgi apparatus
Source: RefSeq, a predicted model, not a curated record